ACGUCAUAGACCGCACCUUCCCAGCAAACCCUGGGCUGAGGCUAGGUGAUCACGUGAUUUCUUUCUGUCGGUCCUUUUUUGCGGUGGUUCUGAGCGUACAAGCAGCUCUAAGUCCGAACUAACUCUAGCACCAUGGGUAAGGACAAGCUUCACAUCAACAUCGUCGUCAUUGGCCACGUCGACUCUGGAAAGUCGACUACCACUGGUCACUUGAUCUACAAGUGCGGUGGUAUUGAUGAACGUACCAUUGCCAAGUUCGAGAAGGAGGCCCAGGAGAUGGGCAAGGGUUCCUUCAAAUACGCCUGGGUGCUGGACAAGCUGAAGGCUGAGCGUGAACGUGGUAUCACCAUUGACAUUGCUCUGUGGAAGUUCCAGACUGAGAAAUACUACGUCACCAUCAUUGAUGCCCCAGGACAUCGUGAUUUCAUCAAGAACAUGAUCACUGGCACAUCUCAGGCUGAUUGUGCUGUGCUGAUUGUUGCUGCCGGUACUGGUGAGUUCGAGGCUGGUAUCUCCAAGGAGGGCCAGACCCGUGAGCACGCUCUCCUGGCUUACACCCUGGGUGUGAAGCAGCUGAUCAUUGGAGUCAACAAGAUGGACAGCACCUCUCCUGCCUACAGCGCUGACCGUUUCAAUGAAAUCCAGAAGGAAGUGUCCUCUUACAUCAAGAAGAUCGGAUACAACCCCAAGACUGUUGCUUUUGUCCCCAUCUCUGGAUGGAACGGUGACAACAUGCUCGAGGAGUCUCCCAACAUGGGCUGGUACAAGGGCUGGGCUGUUGAAAGGAAAGAAGGCAAUGCCAGCGGCAAGACUUUGAUCAGUGCUCUGGAUGCCAUUCUGCCACCCUCUCGUCCAUUGGACAAGCCUCUGCGUCUGCCACUCCAGGAUGUCUACAAAAUCGGCGGUAUUGGAACAGUGCCCGUCGGCCGUGUUGAGACUGGAAUUAUCAAGCCCGGCAUGGUUGUGACUUUCGCCCCCGCCAAUGUCACCACUGAGGUGAAAUCUGUUGAGAUGCACCACGAGUCUCUGCCAGAGGCUGUGCCAGGAGACAACGUUGGCUUCAACGUCAAGAACGUCUCUGUGAAGGAGAUCCGUCGUGGCAACGUUGCCGGAGACAGCAAGAAUGAUCCCCCCAAGGGAACCAAGACCUUCCACGCUCAGGUCAUCAUCCUGAACCACCCUGGUGAGAUUAAGAACGGUUACUCUCCCGUCCUGGAUUGCCACACUGCUCACAUUGCCUGCAAGUUCCAGGAAAUCAAGGAGAAGUGCGAUCGUCGUUCUGGCAAGAAGCUGGAAGAUAUGCCCAAGUUCGUCAAGUCUGGCGAUGCCGCUAUGGUGGACCUCGUGCCAUCCAAGCCCAUGUGCGUGGAGGCUUUCCAGGAGUACCCUCCCCUGGGACGUUUUGCCGUGCGUGACAUGAAGCAGACCGUUGCUGUCGGUGUCAUCAAGUCUGUGGAAAAGGCCGAUGCUAGCACCGGAAAGGUCACCAAGGCUGCUGCCAAGAAGAAGUGAAUGGUGCAGGAACCCUCGCCCCCAGCAAUGGACGAAUGUAACAUGGACAGUUUGCAACACCGAAGACGGUUCUUCUGUGAACCAUGGGGCGAUGUGGGUAUGACGACGAUAAAGAUAUACCACCCUUACGGCAGUGAAGGUUCCGCUGCUGUCUCACCCAUUAAUUUGUUACCCAUUAAGAAGCUAAUUCAGUUGAUUUUGAUUUCAUGGUCUAGGUGGCUUCUUCAGUCAAAAUUGCACAGGAAAGAAUUCCGAAGGAAAAAGGCUUGACAACUCUUAAUUUCACUGUGUAAAGUUUAUUUCAAGUGUAAAUUAAACGCUUCAUUUCCCUGAAGGUGAA
Aplysia californica (California sea hare) is the source of this 1852-nucleotide messenger RNA. Its product is annotated as elongation factor 1-alpha. The transcript is spliced from 8 exons. The record is from RefSeq and is a predicted model, not a curated record. Gene Ontology annotation, biological process: translational elongation; translation. Bases 133 to 1512 code for a protein of 459 amino acids. Lineage: Eukaryota; Metazoa; Mollusca; Gastropoda; Aplysiida; Aplysiidae. Gene Ontology annotation, molecular function: GTPase activity; translation elongation factor activity; GTP binding.